Molecule: messenger RNA, 2366 nt
Organism: Polistes canadensis
Lineage: Eukaryota; Metazoa; Arthropoda; Insecta; Hymenoptera; Vespidae
Gene: Gabat
Product: 4-aminobutyrate aminotransferase, mitochondrial
Exons: 11
Coding region: 127-1620 (497 amino acids)
Biological process (GO): GABA catabolic process
Cellular component (GO): mitochondrion
Molecular function (GO): pyridoxal phosphate binding
Source: RefSeq, a predicted model, not a curated record
CGGCUUGUACAAUCGGAUAGUCCUCGGACUAAAUCCAUCAGUACGGAUCCAUCCCUCAUUGCGAUACGACCUGGAGAGUGUUAAAUAUUAUUUCGAAAACGAUCUGCAGAGAACAACUGAUAAGGAAUGCUCGUUAACAAGUGGCAGUCUGUUCAUCCUCUAGCACGCUGUUUCCUUCUCAGCGGCCAGAGGACCCAUUGGAAAAGAUGUUUGACUGGAUCAGCAUUGAGAGAACCAAAAGAACCGGUAGUUACGACAGAAAUACCUGGACCACGUUCGCGAAGUUUGCUUCAGGAAUUAAAUUCGAUGCAGCAAGCGUCCUCGGUCCAAUUUUUUGCGGAUUAUGAUAAAUCUUCUGGCAAUUUCAUAACGGACGUAGAUGGGAACACAUUGUUGGACGUUUACAUGCAAAUUUCGUCGAUACCUUUAGGCUACAAUCAUCCAGCUAUGUUGAAUGCUCUCACUGAUCCGAUAAAUCAAAAAGUUAUAGUCAACAGGCCUGCGUUAGGUGUAUUCCCAGGAAAAGAAUGGCCUAGCAGAUUGAAAAAAAUUUUUCUUAGGAAAGAGAUCGCUCCCCCAGGAUUAACACAAAUUACGACAAUGAUGUGUGGUUCCUGUUCAAACGAGAAUGCUUUCAAAAAUAUUUUCAUGUGGUAUGCAGAAAAAGAACGCAAAGGAGCAUCUUUUACCAAAGAAGAAAUGGAAACUUGUAUGAUGAACUUAUCACCUGGUUCUCCUAAAUAUUCAAUCAUGUCUUUCAAAGGUGCAUUCCAUGGUAGAACUUUGGGCUCGUUAUCAACGACGCAUAGUAAAUAUAUACACAAGAUGGAUAUACCAGCAUUUGAUUGGCCAAUAGCUUCGUUUCCCGAGUACAAAUAUCCUCUGGAAGAAAAUAUUCGUGAAAAUAAAGAAGAGGACAAACGUUGUUUGGCCGAGGUCGAAGAAUUAAUCGAAAAAUACAAGACUGAAAAGAAAAUACCGGUAGCCGGUGUCAUAAUCGAACCAAUUCAAUCGGAAGGUGGUGACAACCAUGCGUCUCCUGAAUUCUUUCAAGAACUUCGUCGUAUUACAUCUAAACAUGAAAUAGCUUUGCUCAUUGACGAAGUGCAAACCGGUGGUGGACCAACCGGGAAAAUGUGGUGUCACGAACACUUCAAUUUAAAUACGCCACCAGAUUUAGUGACCUUCAGUAAGAAAAUGCAAUUGGGUGGCUAUUUUCAUCGGGAAGAUUUAAAACCAAAACAGUCCUAUCGUGUGUUCAACACGUGGAUGGGUGACCCAAGUAAAUUGAUAUUACUUGAAGUAGUAUUAGACACCAUAAUAAAAGAUAAUCUUUUGAAACAAGUCAACCGAGUAGGAAAUUACUUGUUGAAGGAAUUGAAUACUCUACAAAAUGAAAAUUCUACGAUAAUCAAUUCCGUUCGUGGUCGUGGAACAUUUAUAGCUUUUGAUUGUAAAACGUCUGAUAGUCGUGAUGCUCUUAUCAAAAGAUUAUUAGCUAAAGGUAUACAAACAGGUGGAUGUGGUGCCAAAGCUGUAAGAUUAAGACCAGCAUUAACAUUCACGGAAUAUCAUGCUGAUAUAUUUUUGGACGGUUUACGUUCAGUUUUAAAAGCUUAAAAGAAUCUUAUGCGAAUUUAUUAUUCAAUUCGCGUUUAAUCUCACGUCUUCCAUAGAUUAUAGUUAAAUUUUUAAAUAAUUUGUUAAAAAAAACUUCUACAAAGUUUAUCGUUGGAUAAUCGACAUAUUUUUCUAUGGCAGUUUUAUUAUCGUAUUUAAUUAUUAUCGAUAUUAAUAAUAAUAACAUCAGGAAUUUAUUUAAUCGGAUAUAAUCAGUAUUGGUCAAAAGUUUAUUACAAUUAAUUUUUAAUCCACUUAACAUUUUAACGUUUUAAUUUCUCAUUGACUUGACGCAUUUGAAUCUUAUUAUUCAUAUUUUUCUUAUAAUUAUUCUUUUUUUAUUAUUCGCAUUUAUAUAUGCAAUGUAUUCUUAUUACGUUUCUAUAUUUGUUUUAUUAUUUCGCAUAGAACUGAUAGAAAAUUGUAUUUUUUAUCAAACGUUCAAGUUCAAACAACACAUUUUAAUAACAAUUUUUAAUAUACGAUAGUACAAAACAUUUGUUCCUGUAAUUUUAACUUUAUAUAUAUAUAUCGUAAUAUUAUUUGGCUGUAUCGUUUAAAGUUAAUUUAUAUUAAAUAGUUAAUAAUACAUUCUUAACUUACUUAUAUAGUUUGAAUAAUUAUUCGAUUUAAAUUAUGAAUUUUUUCUAAUUUCAAUACGUAAAAAAUUUUCAAAAAAAUCUAUCGUGCAACAGCAACAUGUCUUCCAAAUGACUGCCAAUAAAUUCUGUUAAGCAUAUAAAAAA